GGGUUAAAAUUAUCAAUUUUUCUUUUAUGCCAAAAAUCAUUAGGAUAUUAAGUAAAGAUCAUGUUCCAUGAAGAAUUUUUUACAUUUCCUACCAUAAAUAUAUCAAAAUUUAAUUUUUGAUUAGUAAUAUGCUUUGGUAAGGACUUUAUUUGGACAACUUUAAAGGUGAUUUUCUUAGUCUUGUUAUUUUUUUGCACCCUCAGAUUCUAGGUUUUCAAAUAGUUGUGUCUCGACCAAAUAUUGUCCUAUCCUAACAAACCAUACAUCAAUGGAAAGCUUAUUUAUUUUAUAUGAAUUAAAAAAAUUGGCCUAUAACUGGUUUUGUGUUUGUGGGUCACAUAUAUGCAUGCUAAACAAAAUAUGCAUUUUACUAAUGUUCUGAAAACGUUGUUUUUUUUAAUGUUCUCUGAAUGUUUUUUCUUGGUUAUGUGAAUGUUAGAAAAAACAUUAGAGGCAAUUUUCAAUUUUAUUAUUCAAACAUUAUGAGAAUGUUACUUUUGAAUGUUGUCUAAACUAAUCUAAUCUAUCUAAUCUGUAACAAGUUGCAACAUUUAAAAAACAUAAGGCGAAUGUCCAACUGAAAUGUUUCAGAAAAAACAUUAAUGUCAGUAAUCUAGAAAUAGUGUUUUGAUAACAUUAUUAGAGACAAGAUAACUUUAAUGUUCUAUGAAUGUUAAAUGAAGAAUGUAUGUUCAUAAAUAAUCUUGCAAAUUCUGAGAAGGUUCCCUGUUAGUUGCGAUUGGCAAACGUGAGCGUUUUUCAAUGUGUUUUUCUAACCCUUCCUUUUUAUCGCUGGAAUGUGACCUUGAAACUAAAUGAGAACUAAACAUGGUUUCACUGCCCCAACACGUUUUCUGAUGUGUAAUAUAGCAGCAGCGUGUGAAACAGCGUAUGGCUACAGACCAGUUGUAAAUUUUGUUUUAUAUCCACAGAACCUUCUAGAAAUCUUGACUCGUGCUUUUUCGAAACAUCUUGAGAAUAUAAUCUGUUUUGUAUUUAUUUCAAUAAAUUCUAUUUAUUGAAAGGAGUUUUUGUUUAUUAUCUCCAUAAUGAAUUUGGAGAAGCUCCAGCUGAGCAAGCAGGACAAGACCUUGACGGACUCGCUUGAACUUUUGGGUCUGCUGGACAAUUCAGAAGAUGAGUACCUCAGCACUCAGUUUGAGUGUAAACAUGACACUCGGGCGUUUCAUUGUCACAGCCUGAAAGAAACACGCUUGAAGCAGCAGGGCAAAACACAGGCCCGGAGGAAGUUGCUCAUCACGUGUGCUGUGUGCUUGAUCUUCAUGAUCGGAGAAGUCAUUGGUGGUUAUGCUGCUCACAGUCUUGCUAUAAUGACAGAUGCUGCACAUCUUCUCACUGACUUUGGCAGUGUUUCAAUCAGUCUGUUCUCACUGUGGAUUUCAUCCAGGCCACCGUCCAAACGUCUGACCUUUGGAUGGCAUCGAUCAGAGGUUUUAGGAGCUCUUCUGUCUGUUCUGUCCAUCUGGACUGUGACGGUGGUUCUUGUUCUCUUUGCUGUUCAGAGGCUCAUCACUGAUGAUUAUGAGAUACACAGUGAUGUCAUGAUGAUCACAGCUGGAUGUGCUGUAGCGCUCAACAUCUGUUUGGCUUUCCUUCUCCAUCAGUCUCCGGUCCAUCACUCUCACAGUCAUGGCCACACAGAAGAGCACAGGAACCCCAGCGUGAGAGCUGCUUUCAUUCAUGUGCUGGGAGAUUUACUGCAGAGUUUAGGUGUGCUGGUGGCUGCCACAAUCAUCUACUUCAGGCCCGAAUGGAAAAUGGCAGAUCCUAUUUGUACUUUUCUGUUUUCAUUAUUUGUACUUGGAACAACAUUUACCAUCCUGAAAGACAUCUUCAAAAUACUCAUGGAAGGAGUCCCACGUGGUGUUGACUUUGACUCAGUGAAAGACAUUCUGCUGUCAGUGAGCGGAGUCAAAUCUACACACAGUCUGCAUAUGUGGUCUCUCACCACGAGCGAAACCCAGCUCUCCAUGCACGCGGUCAUAGAUGAGCAAAGCAACCCACAGACUGUGCUGAUGGACAUGACAAAACUACUCCAGACAGAAUAUGGAUUCAGUAAUAUCACCAUUCAGACGGAGAUGUACUCAGAUGAUGUGGCUUAUUGCUUACAGUGCCAGGACCCAAUGGACUGA
Messenger RNA from Labeo rohita (rohu), 2153 nucleotides. Its product is annotated as zinc transporter 2. The coding region runs from base 1050 to 2153 and encodes 367 amino acids. The record is from RefSeq and is a predicted model, not a curated record. The transcript has 8 exons. Gene Ontology annotation, molecular function: zinc ion transmembrane transporter activity. NCBI's taxonomy places the organism in Eukaryota, Metazoa, Chordata, Actinopteri, Cypriniformes, Cyprinidae. Gene Ontology annotation, cellular component: plasma membrane. Gene Ontology annotation, biological process: zinc ion transmembrane transport; response to zinc ion.